Messenger RNA from Aspergillus melleus, 705 nucleotides. RefSeq lists its product as uncharacterized. The transcript has a single exon. Gene Ontology annotation, molecular function: catalytic activity; carbohydrate binding. Bases 1 to 705 code for a protein of 234 amino acids. The record is from RefSeq and is a predicted model, not a curated record. Lineage: Eukaryota; Fungi; Ascomycota; Eurotiomycetes; Eurotiales; Aspergillaceae. Gene Ontology annotation, biological process: carbohydrate metabolic process.
AUGCAUCUAGGGCUCUCCCUGUCCACUCUGCCCAUCUGGGCGACCCUCGCGUCUGCAGCCCUCAACGUCUCUGAGACCGACAGCAAAAUCACCCUCGCCAACGACCGUCUCACGGCGAUCUUCACCAAAGCCAAAGGACGGGUCGAGGACCUCUUUCUUGACGGUCAAGACCUCCUCGGUCCCCAGUCCGGGUCUAGCGGUGUCGGGCCCUACUUGGACUGCUACUGCACGCCGUCGGGCUUCUACACUGCCGGAUCUACCAACCCAGUGCUCGAGAUCGUCAAGGGCACCGACUCCACGGGCACUAAGUACGCCGGGGUGGUUCUCAACGACACGUACACUCCCACGGGCCAGCAGUUCCAACAAUACUGGUUUCUUCGCGAUGGUGAGACGGGUUUGCACAUGUUCAGUCGAUUGGCAUACUAUAACGAGACGACGCCGUUCCUGCGCAAUCUGCAGGAGUUCAGGACGCUGCUAAGGCCGAAUACGGAUCUCUGGACACAUCUGACCUCGAGUGAGGUCCAGACAGCUCCGCUUCCAAGUCACGAGGCGAUUGACAAGCAGAUCGUUGUGCAGGAUGCAACCUGGAGGUUUAAUAAUACUCCUGACGAUGAGUACUAUUCACAGUUCUCGGAGUACUUCACAAAGUACACGUUUUCGAACAGUACGAGCCUACCUCCCUUUCCCUCGACUGUCAAAUGUUAA